UGGAGGACCAGAAGGCAGAACUUAACGAAGAAAAGGUCUUGGAGAUGAUCGAGUCUUCGUACCCCAACCCCAUUACAGUCAAGGAUAUGGCUAAGCGAUCAUCAGCUUCUCUAGAGGACGUGGAACUCUACAUCUCUGCCUUGACGGAGAAGGGUCUCAUUAAGCCAAUGGCACCUGGAUGCUACACACGUAUUGUGCAGAAUGAAACUGAUGUCAAGGUUGUGAGGCAGAUGCCAACCAUUGCAUCAAACAAGCAGCCCACAAUUGCCAUUAUCACAGCUCACUAUGCAGAAAAACUAGCAGUGGAUACCAUGAUCGAGAACCAGGAAACCUUCGUCAGAUACACCACAGUCGGUGGUACAUACGGGGAGAGUAACAUCUACACACUAGGCAACAUCGGAGCACACAGAGUUGUGUGCACCAAACUCCCUACAGUUGGUCGAGAUCGGUCAGCCUCCAUUGCUGCUGGAAAUACAACUACACGGUUGCUUGGGACUUUCCAGAAAGUGGACUAUGUUUUCCUUGUGGGAACAGCAGGAGGAGUUCCACACUACACAGAUUACAACAAGCAUGUUCGACUCGGUGAUGUUGUUGCGUCAAGUCCUCCCGAUGGACAGAAGUUUUUAUACAUGUAUUGUGAGGGAGCAAAGGUAUUAGAAGAUGGACUGUUUGAGUUUGACACCAAGUCUUGGGGACCACCUGACCUUACUCUACAGAAAAUUGCUCAACAGCUAAAGGAACAGGGUGAGGAAGCAUGUGGCCCAGCACCCUGGCUCCAGUACAUGUCUGAAGGUAAUGGCAAAUUAGCAGCACAGGAGAUGGACUUCAAGAGACCAGAUGAAGGGACAGACAAGCUGUACAUGAGUAUUGGAGGCUCAGAUGUGAUUGAGGUGUCUCAUCCCAUGCCACCCGAAGGGGCCGAGAAUGUCAGGGACCCGACAAAACCUCGCAUUCACAUGGGGGUAAUAGCCUCAGGUCACUCUGUGGUUUGCAACGAUCAAAUGAGACAGGACUUUGCUUCUCAACUCGGUGUGCUCGCUUAUGACCAGGAGUUUGAUGCAGUUGUGGAAUCCAUCUAUGGCAAUCGCAAGGACCAUUACAUGUUCAUUAGGGGCAUUUCUGAUUACCAAAGAUUGGAAAACACAGGAAAACAAAGAACAACCUUCAGAGACGGCAGCAUAUGCACUCCCCUAGCAAGAACACAGACUCUCUUUCCACUGAAAGCUCACAUUAUCUAG
Penaeus vannamei (Pacific white shrimp) is the source of this 1238-nucleotide messenger RNA. Lineage: Eukaryota; Metazoa; Arthropoda; Malacostraca; Decapoda; Penaeidae. The record is from RefSeq and is a predicted model, not a curated record.